Molecule: messenger RNA, 1248 nt
Organism: Phanerochaete carnosa HHB-10118-sp
Lineage: Eukaryota; Fungi; Basidiomycota; Agaricomycetes; Polyporales; Phanerochaetaceae
Exons: 3
Coding region: 1-1248 (415 amino acids)
Molecular function (GO): protein binding
Source: RefSeq, a predicted model, not a curated record
AUGUUCUUAUCCUUGUCUCUAGACAUUACGCUCCAUAUACUGUCCUAUUUGACCCUUCCUGACAUAGCGAAGCUCUACCGUCUGUGCUGUCAUACUCGACGCUUUCUCUGCGACAAUGAAGACGCCAUCUAUCAUCAGUUUGCUGUCCGGCUUCAUUUCGUGCCCCAGGGAUGUGGUUUAGGCGAACUCAUAGCAAAGAAUCCGGUGUGGUUGAAGGAUGUCAAAACUUGGAAAGACCUCUACGAACGAUGGGUCGUUCUCAAUCAUAAUUGGUCAGGCCGCGGAACCGUGACGCAAGGCGGAUACUUGUGGUACGGCUCUGACGAUGUACGAUACUUCAAAGUCGACGAGCAGGACCAAACUGUUCUUGCUAUCACCGCUACGGAGCCCCUAACGCUCACUGUACGCGACAUUGAAGAUGGCACGCUUUUCUGGUGCCUCGAAGGGGUGACCAAAGUAGAGUUAACUGAUAGAUUCAUGCUUGUCUGGGGCAGGCGCCAGGGGGUCGAAAUAUGGCGGAGGGCCAACUACGCGCCUCAUGAAAAGGUCCGAAGCUCCCUCAGAGAAUUAUCGACGCUCUCUGUUUUGCCAUCCCAGCUGCAGCAAUCUACGCCAGCGUUCGCUCCCGAGACAAUCUGGGCAAAGCGCGGUGUCUAUGUCUUCCACGGCUUCCUGCGCCCUACUGUUGGUCUCCCGUUCCUCACUUACCGAUUCAAGGGAAGUCUGGCCGCCGUAGUGGACACGUCGGAGAUGCACACUGUCAAACUAUACAAUCUGGAAGAGGGUGCUCUCGUGCGGUCUUUUGAUCUGAAUACUAUCAUCCAUCAGAAUAUCGGCACGCAAGAGCUUAGAGUUGAACCUGCAAGCUUUGUGUUGCUCGAUAUUGAUCUGUCAACAGACCACCUGUGCGUGGCUUUCGACUGGGCGCUCGUUGUCGUGCCAUUGGAGGACGCCCCCGCCGCGGGCUCCGUGAUAGUCUUCAGUGACAGGAGGGCUCCACUCGACGUCCGACGGUCCGGCCCUCGUUUGGUUCGGUCCGAAGACCGCGGUACUUCAAAAUCCGCGACCUGUAGCGUCUUGGAUAGGAAGAAUAAGGUCUUCACAAUUCCUUCCGGUGCAGGCUCACAGGAGACUUUCACCGUGGCUCUGCCCAAUACGUCAGGAACCAACCUCACCCCCGAAGACGCGUGGAGACCGGGGGCCGAGUGGAGUCCUUGCUUCGUCUCAGGUAUGGUUUCUUUGUGGUGA